Molecule: messenger RNA, 2917 nt
Organism: Radiomyces spectabilis
Lineage: Eukaryota; Fungi; Mucoromycota; Mucoromycetes; Mucorales; Radiomycetaceae
Exons: 10
Coding region: 44-2917 (957 amino acids)
Cellular component (GO): nucleus
Molecular function (GO): ATP binding; RNA helicase activity; RNA binding
Source: RefSeq, a predicted model, not a curated record
CUUUUUUUCACCCUUUCUUCUAUACAUUUUUUUCGGUGAAAUCAUGUCCUGGGAUCCUAAUUACGCCGAAGAUCAAGGCUUUUCUCAGCCUCCGGCCGACAAUGGUGGCUUCGAUGGUGCUGCCGAGCCCCGAUCUCGACGUCCUGAAGGUGGUAACGCUGCUCACGAAGAUCGUUUCCGUACCUUCAACUGGGCUUCGAACCGUUCCAGAUACGAAUACAACGAGAACGCUGUUGGUGAAGAUGGUCUCGCCCUCCGUGAUGAAAAAUUGGAACAGGAACUUUUCGAAGUCGAUGCUGCCGAGCAGCAAACCACUUUGGACUUUUCUCGUUACGAGAGUAUUCCCAUUCGUGUUCAACGUGGUGAAGCCCCUCCCCCAAUCAAGAGCUUCGAUGAAGCCGAUCUCCAUCCUGUCAUGAAGGACAACGUGCGUUUGGCCAAAUAUGCCAAACCUACCCCUGUUCAGACCUACUCUAUCCCCAUUGUCACCUCUGGCAAAGAUUUGAUGGCUUGUGCUCAAACAGGUUCCGGUAAAACUGCUGCUUUCUUGAUUCCCACCUUGUCCGCUCUCUUUGGUUCUGCCAAGGAACUUGCCAAACCUCGCCCUGCUCCUUAUGAGUACAGAUCUUACCGCGCCGAACCCUUAGUGCUCAUUCUCGCUCCUACCCGUGAAUUGUGUUCGCAAAUUUUCGACGAAUGCAGACGUUUCACCUACAGAAGCAUGCUCAGACCUUGUGCCGUUUAUGGUGGUGCCGAUGCUAUUUCGCAGAUCCGUCAAUUGGAAAGAGGUUGUGAUAUUCUGGCCGCUGCUCCCGGUCGUCUUAUGGACUUUAUUGAACGUGGUAAAAUCGGUCUCAACCGUGUCAAGUACCUUGUCCUUGAUGAAGCCGAUCGUAUGUUGGAUAUGGGUUUCGAAGCCAUCAUCCGUGCUUUGGUCUUGAAGAAGGGUAUGAACCCUGAUCGUCAAACUCUCAUGUACAGUGCCACUUUCCCUCGUGCCAUUCGUGCGCUUGCUCGUGACUUUUUGAAGCCCGACUAUCUUUUCUUGAAGGUCGGUCGUGUCGGUGGUACCACCAACUCCAUCACUCAAAAGGUGAUGUAUGUCAACGAAGAAGACAAGCGUGAGUCGCUCCGUGCUCUUCUCAACUCCCAACCCCCCAGCCGUACUCUUAUUUUUGUUGAGACUAAGCGUAGUGCUGACAGCUUGGAUCAAUAUCUUUUCGAUCGCAGCUUCCCCUCUACUUCCAUUCACGGUGAUCGUACGCAAAUGGAAAGAGAAGAUGCUCUUCUCGGUUUCAAAUCCGGUCAAACUCCCAUUUUGGUCGCUACUGCCGUGGCUGCUCGUGGUAUUGAUAUCCGUAACGUCAUGCACGUUGUCAACUACGAUAUGCCCAACGAUAUGGAUGAAUACAUUCAUCGUAUCGGUCGUACUGCUCGUGUCGGCAAGUCCGGUUUGGCCACUUCCUUCUACAACGAACGCAGCAUGAACUUGGCUCCCGAAUUGACCAAAUUGCUCAAGGAAAACAAGCAAGAAAUUCCUGACUUCUUGCAAGAAUUCGUCACUGAUGACAACACUUGGGAUGAAGAUUUGGAUGAUGAUAACGUCGAGGCUCCUAGCUAUGCUGGACAAGAAUAUGUUGCUCCUGCUCGUGAAGUUCCUGGUCGAGGUCCUCCUGGUGGUGCUCCUGCUGGCGGUGAAUUUGGUGCCGGUGAUUUCGGUGCCAGUGGAGGUGCCGGUGGAUGGGAUGCUGGUGCUGCUGCCAAUGGCUGGGAUGCUGGUGCUGCUGGCGGUUCCAACGACUGGAACGCUGGUGGUGGUGGUGAUUAUGGUGCCGAUAGUGGUUACGGUGCUACGGAUUACGGCAACAGCGGUGGUUACAACGAACGUCCCAAACGUGACGGUGACUGGGAUUGCCCCAGCUGUUCUGUUAGCAACUUUGCUAAGCGUACUGAAUGUUUCAAGUGCGGUACUGGUCGUCCUGAAGGUGCUGGUGGUUUCGGCGGUGGUCAAAGCCGUCCUGGUGAAUGGAUCUGCCCCGAUUGCGGUAUCAACAAUUUCUCCCGUCGUACCACUUGCUUCAAGUGUGAUGCUGCCCGUCCCGAAGGUAUGGGUGAACCCGCCCGUGGCCCUCCCCCACGUCGCGAUGGUGACUGGGAUUGCUCAUGUGGUGCCGUCAACUUUGCCCGUCGUACCGAUUGCUACAAAUGUCACGCCUUGAAGGAUGGUGGUGAUAGCGGUUAUGGUGGUGGCUAUGAUCAACCUUCCUACGAUGCUGGUGAGACUUCCAACUUUGGUGCUUCCGGUGGUGAUUGGAAUGCGGAUGCUGCUGCUGCCGGAUGGGGUGGCGCUGCUGCUACUGAAACUCCUGCUGCUCCUGCUGAUGGUGGAUGGGGCGCUUCCAACGACACACCUGCUGCUGCUCCCGCUGCUGGCGGAUGGGAUAACGGUGCUUCGGCUGCUCCUGCUGCUCCUUCUACGGGCGGAUGGGGUGCUUCCAACGACACAACUUCGGCACCUGCUGCUAGCGGAUGGGGUGAACCUGCUCAACCUGCUGCUCCUGCUGCUGGCGGAUGGGGCGCUUCCAACGAUACCCCUGCUGCUCCUGCUGCUGGUGGAUGGGGUGAACCUGCUCAACCUGCUGCACCGGCACCUUCAUCAGGUGGAUGGGGUGCUUCCAAUGACACACCUGCUGCUGCACCCGCUGCUGGCGGAUGGGGUGAACCUGCUCAACCUGUUGCUCCUGCUCAACCUGCUGCACCGGCACCUUCUUCAGGUGGAUGGGGUGCACCUGCUGCUGCUCCUGCUCCUGCUCCUGCUCAACCCGCGGCUCAAGAUAACGGAUGGGGUGCUGCUCCAGCUGUUGCUGACGGUGGCUGGGGUGCUGCUCCCACUGCUUCCAAUGGCAUGGGCUGGUAA